AUGAAGAGCACCAGGCAGCUAGGCCAGGAUGCAGUCAAUUACGGGUUUAAUACCAGAGUGUCGCUGAAAAUAUACUUGAAGACAUGCGUUCGGAUUUUGGACAAGGCGCAGAGUAGUUUCCAGAAUGGCGAUAUGGCGUUGGCGUUUAUGUUCUAUAGCAGGUAUGUGGAUCUGUGCGUCAGCAAAUUGGCCAGGCACCCCGAAUACGUGUCGGUCGGUUUGGCCCAGGAUCCGGAGAUUGCACUGUACAGGCAGAAAUACUUGCAACUCGUUAGACUGGAGGUCCCUGCGGUGCUCAAGAUUAUUGAAGACCUCAGGAAGAUACUCGACGACCAGUAUAGCAAGCACCAGCAAUCGCUGGCUAAAAAUAUAGCAAAGCCAACCGCGGUGGAGAACAGACAUCAUAUACCACAUUUAGCACAGGGCUCAACGCCGUCAACGUCGCAGCCGUUACCACUGCCACCCACGUUCAACGAACACAGAUUCAACCAGUCCAUCUCCUUUUUCGCGACGAGGGAAACGAUAAGUGAAAACACAACGGAACAGUCAAAAACCACUUUCCACUACCCUGAGUUACCUCAAUUGAGUUUUUCAACCUAA
Huiozyma naganishii CBS 8797 is the source of this 600-nucleotide messenger RNA. It is a transcript of the gene RFU1, whose product is annotated as Rfu1p. Lineage: Eukaryota; Fungi; Ascomycota; Saccharomycetes; Saccharomycetales; Saccharomycetaceae. The record is from RefSeq and is a predicted model, not a curated record. The transcript has a single exon. Gene Ontology annotation, biological process: protein K63-linked deubiquitination. Gene Ontology annotation, molecular function: K63-linked deubiquitinase activity. Bases 1 to 600 code for a protein of 199 amino acids. Gene Ontology annotation, cellular component: endosome; membrane.